This is a messenger RNA of Laccaria bicolor S238N-H82, 999 nucleotides long. RefSeq lists its product as uncharacterized. The transcript is spliced from 10 exons. Lineage: Eukaryota; Fungi; Basidiomycota; Agaricomycetes; Agaricales; Hydnangiaceae. Gene Ontology annotation, molecular function: NAD+ binding. The record is from RefSeq and is a predicted model, not a curated record. The coding region runs from base 1 to 999 and encodes 332 amino acids.
AUGCGCGUCUCCAUUCCUACUAUCCCCCAUACCGCUAAGCCCAUUCCCAACGUUACUCUACCAGAGGCAAUCAAGCGUCUCACCGAUUUUCUAAGAGGAGGAGCGACCACGGUGCUCACAGGCGCUGGUGUGAGCGUAGAUUCUGGAAUCAAAGCCUAUCGAGGUCAAGAUGGCCGAUACAUGAACCCUAAUUUCCAGCCGAUAUUUUACCACGAACUCAUAGACGAGACCGAUAAAGGCCACAGAUUCAGGCAAAGAUAUUGGCUUCGCUCGUAUCUUGGCUACCCCCCAGUCAAAAACGCAGUACCGAACGUAUCACAUAUUUCCCUAGCAGCAUUACAGCACGCCUCGGUCGUCCCGAAUAUUAUCACUCAGAACGUCGACGGGUUACACCAGAAAGCCCUUCAACAAGUUGCCCCACAUAAAUGGAACCCAGCACACGCACGCGACGCAAUCCUGGAAUUGCAUGGGACUCUACAUCGAGUAAGCUGCAACAAGGGGCACACGAUUCAUCGAGACCUUUUUCAAGAUUUCCUCUCUGCGGCGAACCCCCAAUGGGACGCGUAUGCACAAGAAUUGAUGAUGUCAGGAACUCGACCAAUAUCGAAUCCAGAUGGCGAUGUGGCGAUUGAACAUCUCGGGAUCUCGUACAGCGACUUUCACGUUCCAGAUUGUUCAACCUGCUUGCUCGAAAACCGCAGAAAUGCUAUCCACAAACCAGAGGUUAUAUUUUUCGGGGAGUCAAUACCACAAAAUGUCAAAGAGCGCUCUUUUCGCGAAGUAGAAAGAUGUGAUCAAUUGCUGUUAAUCGGCACAACAUUGGCGACCUACUCCGCUUUCAGGUUGGUUAAACAUGCGUUAGAGUUGAAGAAGCCAGUAAUGCUUUUGAACAUUGGACCCACAAGGGCGGACGGUAUACAGGAAAUACAAAAACUCAAUAUCGCUAGUGGCGUCGUCCUCAGAGAAGUCGCCAAGGAGAUCAUGUUCGUAUCCUUGUGA